AUGGCGCAAGUAUACGAUCAAUCCCGGAACGAUGCCCUCCAACGAUUAAACCAAACCCUCCUACAAAUCGACCCAUACAUUCUCCCACCAUAUCCUAAUCUCUCGAUCGUUUCUGGACCGCUCGAUCCUCCCCUCCUGCAGUUGACGCUUUCGCAACUCCUUUCCAAACAGGUCAAACGCUAUGAAAAUAACGAGGCUGUCGUAAUACCAUGGACGGGCGCGCGGUGGACAUAUAAGAUGUUAUGGGACGAGUCAAGCUUGCUUGCGCGAGCAUUGUUAAAAUAUGGUGUGCGUCCAAGAGAUAGGAUCGGAAUUAUGAGCGGGAACUGUGAGAAGUACAUCGCAGUUUUCUUUGCAUGCGCACGAGUUGGAGCGAUAUGCGUCACGCUCAACAACACAUACACACCAACAGAGAUGGAGUAUGCACUGAAGCACACAAGAUGUAGCGUACUCUUUACCACACCAAUGAUUGCACGCUUCGAUAACCGACCGCUUCUCGAACGACUGAAAGACGAAGAACUACACUCAGUACUGCCAGAUCUAAAGACUGUGUGCCUCAUUCGUGGCGACGACGACAGCUUUAUCAAGUAUGAUGAGCUCCUCCGAGAAGCGGAGAAUAUACCAGAGCACAUCUUGGAGAUCUUCGACGGCAUCGUUAGUCCUCAUGACGUCGCCAACCUCCAGUUCACAAGUGGCAGCACAGGAAACCCCAAAGCUGCCAUGUUGACACAUUACAACCUCAUCAAUAACUCGCGCUUCAUUGGUGAUCGCAUGGACUUCACAGAGAACGACGUCCUCUGCUGUCCACCUCCUCUAUUCCACUGCUUUGGCCUAACACUUGGUUUGCUCGCGACUCUGACACACGGUGGUAAGAUCGUCUUCCCGGAAGAGUCGUUCGACCCAGUCGCAUGCUCGAAGGCCAUCUCUGAUGAGCGUUGCACUGCGCUCCACGGAGUUCCGGCUAUGAUGGAGUCCAUCAUUGAUGUCCCGAAGCCUGAAGGCUGGUCCUCAGAACUUCGCACCGGUAUUGUUGCAGGAAGUCCCGUGCCUCGCUGGCUCAUGGAGCGUAUGGUCAACGAACUUGGCAUGUCAGACUUCACAUCGAGCUAUGGCUUGACUGAAGCUUCACCCACCGUGUUCAACGCGCAUACGACCGACUCGUUACACGCACGUUUAACCAGUGUCGGCACUGUGCUCCCGCACGCUCGAGUCAAGAUCGCAGAUCAGCAGGACAGAGUUGUGCCCAUUGGUGUUCGCGGUGAGCUUUGCAUCUCAGGCUAUCAGCUUUGCAAGGGAUACUGGGAGAACCCCGAGAAGACAGCCGAGUUGCUCGUCAGGGAUGAGCAUGGCGAGCUGUGGCUGCACACUGGCGACGAAGCAGUACUGGAUGUAGAUGGGUAUUGUACCAUCACAGGCCGAUUCAAGGACAUUAUCAUCCGAGGUGGUGAGAACAUCUACCCUCUCGAGAUUGAAGAGCGUCUCGUGCAGCAUCCAUCCAUUACCCGUGCCAUUGUUGUCGGCGUUUCACACGCACGUUACGUUGAGGUACCUACUGCUUUUCUCCUUCGUGAGGAAGGGACCGAGAAGCCAAGUCUGGAUGAAGUUCAGGCUUGGGUAAGACAAGUACUAGGCAGGCACAAAGCACCUGUUCAUGUGUUCUGGCUUGGCGAGGACUGCGAUGGAGAGGUGCCUUUGACGGGCAGCGGAAAGAUCAAGAAGUUCGUCUUGAGAGAUGUCGCAGAGGGAAUUUUGGCCCAUAAAUGA
This is a messenger RNA of Macroventuria anomochaeta, 1764 nucleotides long. Its product is annotated as acetyl-CoA synthetase-like protein. Gene Ontology annotation, biological process: fatty acid metabolic process. The transcript has 4 exons. Bases 1 to 1764 code for a protein of 587 amino acids. The record is from RefSeq and is a predicted model, not a curated record. Gene Ontology annotation, molecular function: medium-chain fatty acid-CoA ligase activity. NCBI's taxonomy places the organism in Eukaryota, Fungi, Ascomycota, Dothideomycetes, Pleosporales, Didymellaceae.